AGCCCAUCAGCAUCUGUAAAUACUGUAUCAGCACCUCUGAACUGCUGGGGCCACUCGGCACACAUCCAAAUACAUAGGGGUCCAAUAUACUAUCCUAAUCUAAAAGUUUAGAGGAGGGGUUUAGGAGCAUUAACCCCUUCCCGAUCUUCCUUAUUUAUCCGUGCCUAUGGAUUCCAGCGUCCGAAUGGAACUCUCACCAUCAGGAUUGUGCGUGUAAUUGCAACAUACGUGUCAAGCAGAGCAGCGUUCCCGAACUGGCAAAUGUGGGGGGUCCACGGUAUGCUCUUAAGGUAGCCUUUCCCUGGACUGAAAAAAAGGCAGCAAGGAAGGGGGGAAAGCACAUCGUCUCCUGCUUUGUCUCCUGAUAAUGAGCCUUGGUUUGACCUAAGAAUGCUUCCAGAUCCAAUCUCUGGUUGUGAGCACCCCAAAGACAAUCACAAUGCUGAUUUGUCUUGUUUUGUUACGGAAGGACAGCAAACACAUGGGAUCUAGACACUAGAAGCCGUGCUUUAACACUCUUGGCUUGCACCAUCAGCUUUUUGCUUCUGGAAUCGUUUCUGGAAUAUUUUUUUACAAUCAUCACAGAAAACAGAAGGAAUGAGCCGGCAGCUGGUCACAAUUCUGACAGCCUUGCUUUCAAUAACCCUUGAAACCAAUCACUUAAGGACUGCUUUCUGUAAAGAACAUGAUUCCAGGGGAAAAUCUCCUCCACAGAGCAUGUCUCCUUCAGACUUCUUGGACAAGUUAAUGGGAAGGACAUCGGGAUACGAUGCAAGAAUCAGACCAAACUUUAAAGGUCCUCCUGUAAACGUUACAUGCAAUAUUUUUAUAAACAGUUUUGGAUCAGUUACAGAAACCACCAUGGACUACAGAGUGAACAUAUUUUUAAGGCAGCAAUGGAACGACCCUCGCCUCUCUUAUAGCGAAUACCCUGAUGAUUCUUUGGAUUUGGAUCCUUCUAUGUUAGACUCUAUUUGGAAGCCUGAUUUAUUCUUUGCUAAUGAAAAGGGUGCAAACUUUCAUGACGUCACAACGGACAACAAAUUAUUGCGAAUUUUCAAAAAUGGGAACGUGUUGUACAGUAUUAGGUUAACAUUAACUUUGUCAUGCCCAAUGGACUUAAAGAACUUUCCUAUGGAUGUACAAACAUGUGCAAUGCAGCUUGAGAGUUUUGGAUACACAAUGAAUGACCUUAUAUUUGAAUGGCUGAGUAAUAGUCCAGUGCAAGUAGCUGAUGGUUUAACGUUGCCGCAGUUUAUCCUGAAAGAAGAAAAUGAGCUUGGAUACUGUACCAAACACUACAAUACAGGAAAAUUUACAUGCAUUGAAGUUAAGUUUCACUUGGAACGUCAGAUGGGCUACUAUUUGAUACAGAUGUACAUCCCCAGCUUGCUGAUUGUCAUCUUGUCUUGGGUGUCAUUUUGGAUCAACAUGGAUGCUGCUCCGGCCAGAGUUGCUCUGGGGAUCACUACUGUCCUGACAAUGACAACUCAGAGCUCCGGCUCCAGAGCUUCCCUUCCAAAGGUUUCGUAUGUGAAAGCCAUUGACAUCUGGAUGGCUGUAUGCCUUUUGUUUGUGUUUGCGGCUCUCCUGGAAUACGCGGCUGUCAAUUUUGUAUCAAGACAACACAAAGAAUUCUUAAGACUCCGUAGAAGACAGAAAAGACAAAGCAAGGAAGAAGACGCUGUGCGUGAGAGUAGAUUUAACUUUAGCGGAUACGGGAUGGGUCACUGUUUGCAAGUCAAGGACGGCACUGCGGUAAAACCAUCUCCGCCAAUCCCUCCUCCAGCUCAGCCAAAAGAUGCAGAAUCAAUCAGAAAGAAAUUUGUGGACCGUGCAAAAAGGAUUGACACGAUAUCUCGUGCUGCCUUCCCGCUCGCCUUCCUCAUUUUUAACAUAUUUUACUGGAUUACGUACAAAAUAAUAAGGCAUGAGGAUGUACACAAGAAAUAAGCUGCAUUUUCUUUUAAGGGAAGUGAAAGCCAAAGUGUGCUUGUAAAUGAACGAUGAAAGAUCCAAAUGCCAUUUUGACUAAUUUUCUAUCCGUCUCCUCCAAAGGAAGUGAAAAACGAAAAAAAAAAAAAAAAAAGACAUUUCAAGAGUAAGAAAAAAAAACAAACAAAAAAAAAAACACACUGAAGUAAAGAAAUGAAGCCUCUCUUGAUUAUAAACUUUGCCUACUUUAUUCAAAUACUUUUUACUCCCGGAAACUUUGUUAAACAAGCGGGCUGUUAAGGGCCACUCUAACCUACACUGCCGCUAGUCAAAAAUUCAAAAAACAAAUCAUAAAUACAAAAAUCAAAAUCUUCCAUGUAAUCACAUUGCAUAGUGGAAAAUAUCAUUGCCACUUUGGUAUUGACGGUAGCCAAAGGUUUGAGAUGAGGACCAAUUUUUUUAGGGAAUUACUGCCUUUUUACUUGGAAGAAUUCUACUGCUACCGUGCAUUCCAUCACAGUGUUAGUAAAUAGUAUUUCACAAGCGGUUAUUUUCCGUGUUUAUGUAAAUUAUUUCUACUUAUAUAUAUAAAUACAUAUAAAUAUAUAUAAAAGAUUUAUACUUUAAUAUCUUUGUGAGCGUGGAUUGAAAACAAAUCUUGCUUUACUUUAAUAUUGUAAUUUUUGAAUUUUUGUGUGAUCCGUGUGGUUCUUUGGCAACUCAACACUUUUAAAACGCAAUGACAAUGCCCAAAUUGUCUUUUUUUUUUAAUUCAAAUUGUUUUGUCUUAUGUUUUGCUUUUCUAACAGUGCACUGGAUUUAUUCUAAUGUAUCAGAUGCUGUUUUUACAUGAAACUUGAGGUGCCAAACUGCAUUUCCCCCCCCAUUGUUCUAAUGGUGUCAUAGUUCUGUACGCAGGUCA
This is a messenger RNA of Spea bombifrons (plains spadefoot toad), 2857 nucleotides long. It is a transcript of the gene GLRA2, whose product is annotated as glycine receptor alpha 2. Gene Ontology annotation, cellular component: plasma membrane; synapse; postsynaptic membrane. NCBI's taxonomy places the organism in Eukaryota, Metazoa, Chordata, Amphibia, Anura, Pelobatidae. Gene Ontology annotation, molecular function: extracellularly glycine-gated chloride channel activity; glycine binding; transmembrane signaling receptor activity. The record is from RefSeq and is a predicted model, not a curated record. Gene Ontology annotation, biological process: nervous system process; chemical synaptic transmission; regulation of membrane potential. The coding region runs from base 598 to 1953 and encodes 451 amino acids. The transcript has 9 exons.